Molecule: messenger RNA, 519 nt
Organism: Brugia malayi
Lineage: Eukaryota; Metazoa; Nematoda; Chromadorea; Rhabditida; Onchocercidae
Product: ubiquitin-conjugating enzyme E2-19 kDa, putative
Exons: 5
Coding region: 1-519 (172 amino acids)
Biological process (GO): proteasome-mediated ubiquitin-dependent protein catabolic process; protein polyubiquitination
Molecular function (GO): ubiquitin conjugating enzyme activity
Source: RefSeq, a predicted model, not a curated record
AUGAGUAGCACCAAUUCGACAUCUCAAUCGGCGCUUUUAUUGAAAAGACAAUUGCAAGAUUUGAAACGAUCACCAGUGGAAGGAUUCUCAGCUGGUCUUCGUGGUGAUGUUGAAGAUAUUUACAAAUGGGAAGUGGUUGUACUUGGACCACCAGAUACUCCGUAUGAAGGUGGUGUAUUUCGUGCUACGCUUGAUUUUCCAGUUGAUUAUCCGCAACGACCACCAAAAAUGCGAUUUACUUCAAAAAUUUGGCAUCCAAAUAUAGACAUCAAUGGCAAUGUUUGUAUAUCAAUCCUUCAUGAACCAGGUGAUGAUCGUUAUGGCUAUGAGAAACCGGAAGAGCGUUGGUUACCGGUUCAUACGGUUGAAACUAUUUUACUAUCUGUUAUAUCUAUGCUUGCCGAUCCUAAUUACGAAUCACCUGCUAAUGUUGAUGCUGCCAAAAUGCUUCGUGAAAAUUAUCCAGCAUUUAAAAAGAAAGUUGCUGAAUGUGUACGCAGAACACAAGAAGAAAUUUAG